AUGGCUCUGCCUCUGAGGUCCUUGAGCCGGGGCUUGGCGACUGCAGCCAAGGGAGACCACGGAGGGGCAGGAGGCGGCACCUGGCGCUUCUUGAGCUUCGUGCUGGCGCUUCCGAGCGUGGCCGUCUGUACCUUCAACUCCUGGCUCCACGCGGGUCACCACGAGCGCCCCGAGUUCAUCCCUUACCACCACCUCCGUAUCCGCACCAAGCCCUACUCCUGGGGAGACGGCAACCACACGCUCUUCCACAAUGCCCACGUCAACCCUCUCCCUACUGGCUACGAAGACCACUGA
Chrysochloris asiatica (Cape golden mole) is the source of this 294-nucleotide messenger RNA. RefSeq names its product cytochrome c oxidase subunit 6A2, mitochondrial-like. Gene Ontology annotation, molecular function: enzyme regulator activity. The transcript is spliced from 3 exons. Gene Ontology annotation, biological process: mitochondrial electron transport, cytochrome c to oxygen. The record is from RefSeq and is a predicted model, not a curated record. The coding region runs from base 1 to 294 and encodes 97 amino acids. Gene Ontology annotation, cellular component: mitochondrial inner membrane. Lineage: Eukaryota; Metazoa; Chordata; Mammalia; Afrosoricida; Chrysochloridae.